This is a messenger RNA of Anneissia japonica, 4740 nucleotides long. Its product is annotated as epididymis-specific alpha-mannosidase-like. Gene Ontology annotation, biological process: mannose metabolic process. NCBI's taxonomy places the organism in Eukaryota, Metazoa, Echinodermata, Crinoidea, Comatulida, Comatulidae. Bases 56 to 3253 code for a protein of 1065 amino acids. The transcript has 20 exons. The record is from RefSeq and is a predicted model, not a curated record. Gene Ontology annotation, cellular component: lysosome. Gene Ontology annotation, molecular function: carbohydrate binding; alpha-mannosidase activity.
CAGAUGUAAACAAACAAAGGAGGAAGGCUGUAACUUUUUGUGAAAAGUUUUAAAAAUGUUGUUACGUUCAGAUAAGAUUAAUUUAAGCUUGUUCCUUCUAAUAUGUGUGUUUUUCAGAACAGAUUGCACAGUUUCCAAUGCAACAAAGGAAGCUGACAAAAUCCAGGCAUUUGUAAUUCCGCAUAGCCACAUGGAUGUUGGUUGGGUGUAUACUGUAGAGGCUAGUAUGAGGGCUUAUGCUGCAAAUGUGUAUACAACAGUGGUUGAAAAUCUUGUGAGCCACCCAGAGAAACGAUUCAUUGCUGUUGAACAGGAGUUCUUUAGACUUUGGUGGAACAAUGUUGCUAACAAUACACAAAAGGAUAAUGUUCACGACCUCAUUGAGAAAGGUCAAAUGGAGUUCAUCAUUGGGGGUCAAGUAAUGAAUGACGAAGCAGUGACCGAAUAUAGCGCAAAUAUUCAACAACUUACUGAGGGCCAUGCUUUUAUCUAUGAAACUUUUGGAGUUCGACCUCAGUUCUCGUGGCAUGUUGACCCAUUUGGAGCAACUGCCUCUAUGGCAACAUUAUUCUCGUUGGCUGGAUUUAAUGCACAUCUUACAUCACGAAUAGAUUAUGAUAAAAAGGAGGCAAUGAUGAAAAACAAAGGCCUUCAGUUUGUUUGGCAGAGUACAAAAUCAUUUGGAGCCUCAAGAGAAAUAUUCACUCAUGUUAUGGAUAGCUAUAGCUAUUGUGUUCCAUCAGAUCUCCCCUUUUCAAACAGAUCUGGAUUUUAUUGGAAUGGCAUUGCAGUGUUCCCUGACCCACCCAGCGAUGGUAUAUACCCCAAUAUGAGCUUACCUGUCACUGAAGACAACCUGAAACAAUAUGCUGAUGUAAUGGUUGGAAAUAUCAAACAGAGAGCAGCAUGGUUCAAAACAAAUAAUGUCCUCUGGCCAUGGGGGUGUGAUAAACAGUUCUUUAAUGCUACCAUACAGUUUAAGAAUAUGGACAAGCUGCUAGCCUACAUUCAAGAGGCCUCAACUGACUACGGUGUUUCUGUUAAAUACGCAACGUUGGGGGAGUACUUUGAAGCUCUUCAUGCUACUAAUGUAUCAUGGGAUGUGAAGAGUGAUGGUGACUUUGUACCUUAUUCCUCAGGACCUCAUGAAGCUUGGACAGGUUUCUACACAUCCAGAAACUUUCUCAAGGGCUUGGCAAGGCAUAGCCAAUCACUGCUACAUGCAGGAGAAUGCCUCUUUUCAAUGUACACUCACUUACCAAAUGUCACCACAACAAUAAAUGAGACAGUCGCACUCAAAAAGUUGAAAGCACUUCGAUGGGCAUCUGCAGAGGUUCAACACCAUGAUGGGGUGACUGGAACUGAGUCACCUGUUGUACGUGAUAUGUAUGUGUCACAUUUGAGCUCAUCAGCUGAUGGUGUCAGAGAUGCAGUUGAAGAAAUGAUUGAAGGGUUGAUCAGUAGGAAUGCUAAACAGGAAGUCAAGUUUAAAGUUCAUGUCCUUGGAAAUAAAAACAGUGGUGCACUUCAAGUAUUAAAGGAUUCUACAAAACCGGUGCCCAUCAUAGUUUACAAUCCCCUUGGCUGGUCAAUGAACAGAACCAUCAGGCUGAACGUUACAGGCAAGAAUAUCUCUGUCAAGGAUGCAGAUGGUAAAAGGGUUCCUGCUCAGAUAGUACCCCCUUUCAACAAGGAUGAUCACUAUCAGUUGUUCUUCUUUGCUGAUGUACCAGCAAUGGGCUAUACAACUUACUUUAUUGGAAAUGGUUACCAUAGCAACCACCACACACAUCAAUCACAUGUGACUUCAUCUAUAGCCUAUCGUAAGUUGAAGCCGACAAAAAAAUCAAAAGGAAGAAGUAACCAUGCGGGCAAGACAUUUGUUGCUAUUAGCAACCAAUGCUACAAGAUUACAGUUGAUAAAUCAACCAACCUUCUGGAGUCUAUAACACUGAAAGAAUCUGGAAAACAAAUGAAAUUUCAGAAUAUCUUCAUGGAAUAUGAUUCUCAUACUGAUGUUGCCAAUGGACAGGUUUCUAACAACUACAUAUUCCGACCAAAAGGAAAUGCCCAGGUUGUAGGUCAAAAGGUUGUGUUGGAUAUUCUCAAUGGCGCAUUAGUUCACGAAAUUCGACAAAGCUUUUACAACCUUUCUGAAGAUAAACCAAGAUAUAUGGUGACUCUCCGUCUAUAUACAAUUCCUGAUCACUAUGACAACCUAAUUUGUAACCGCCUUGAAAUGGACUUGAAGGUGGGACCACUUCUGAUGAACAAGGAACUUGUUACAAGGUUUACUACUAGUGUCCACAAUGGUCGUACUCUGUACACUGAUGAGAAUGCAUAUCAGAUGAUGAAGCGACCACCUCGCUACAAUGUGUCAGAACCAAUUGCGCAGAACUAUUAUCCAAUGGUGUCGACUGCAUUUAUUGAAGAUGUGAAAUCAGACAUCCGUUUUACCGCCCUCUCAGAACGAACACACGGUGUGAGCAGCCUUGGUGAUGGUGAGAUUGAGAUUAUGCUACAUCGUCGACUGAUGAACAAUGAAUUUGAAGAUCAUAAUUUCAACCUGACACUGAAUGAUUCAUCAGUUGUGCAGCCUAGGCUUUGGCUUUUACUUGGCAACAAGACACAUUUGAGUCUCCUCCAACACCAGUCUAGACUCCAACUGGAGAACCCACCAUUAGUGAUGUCAGUUGAUUAUAGUCAAGAAGAUCUUGCUGCUAGAUUUUUUCACUCCAGAAAAGAUAUGACAACUCAUGCAUUUAUAACCAAAUGGUGUGAACUGUUCAACACUCGUUUUUCCACCCUUGCUGCAGACCUUCCUGCUAAUGUUCACUUGUUAACAUUGAAGACACCGGGCUGGAACUACGACAGUAAUCACUUGAAACAAAUAGAAAAAGUCAAAGAAACCAUCAUUAGAAAAGAUGGAAUACAGAAAUGGAAAUUGACAGUGAAUACAAAAAGAUUGAUGGUACGGUUCCAUCAUUUGUAUGCGAAGGGAGAACACCCUUCAAUGUCGAAGGCAGUUGCCAUAGAUGCCCAGAAAUUGCUGGCAACAUUUGGGAAGAUAUCAGUUAUUGAUGAGCGUAGUUUAACUGGACUUUGGUCGAAAAAAGAUUUAAAUCGUUGGAAAUGGAACACAAAUGAUGAAUGUGGCUCUACUAAUACUCCAUAUCAAGUAGAGGGAGCUCUAACAGGGACUACAUUCACGAUUGUUCCACAAGACAUCCGAACAUUCUUUGUAGAAUUCUGAAUAACCAAAAGCACACGAUAGUAGCUUCGGUAUUGAGACACACCUCCACUGGUGAUAAAUAUAGAUGAUAAUAAUUGUUUGAGAGAAAAACAUAUUGUCCCCAGUGGGGUAUCACGGAGAGGCGCACACCCCUAAAAAAUACUCACGCCACCUCAGUCGCCCCUAAAAAUCACGCUGAAAUACUGUAGUUGAAAAUCACUCAAAUUACCUUAUUUUGUGAUCUAGCACCCCUCACCUACUUGUAUAUCAAGUCCCCACUUCACCUUCUUGUUCCCCAUCAGCCCCCAUUUCAAGACUCCAGAUACGCCACUGUAUGUCCCCAUUGGGAUGAUCAAGUUUUGUGUUUUGGUAAUUACCAUAUGUUGUGUUAAGUAAAUUUAUCAUUAACGUUUAUGUCUAUGUGUAUUAAGGUUAUUGAGGUAUAGAUGUUGUUUAAUAUUGUAUUUAUGAUUUUUUUCUAUAUUUUAUAGAAUCGAAUGAGACAUUUUAUAAACAUAUUCAUUCGAACUCAAACCGUAGUAUAUCUACAUUUGUAUUGCUAACCUGCAUAGUUGUCUGACUCCUUAUCCACAGUGAGUGCAACUGGUAGUCUGAGAGAUGAGUCGAAUUAGUGCAAAUAUUUUACCAUUUGUCUUAAUAUGAUUUUUGUGUGGAACAUACCGUGGUACAUCUGGAACACCAAGUCUUAAGUAUUGUGAGCGGUGCGCUUUGAGGUCAGAGGUCGAUGAACUACUUUUUGACCAAUAUCUAUAUUUUAGGGCACAGCAGUAGAAAACAGGCAUCAAAAUUAUUGGAAUUAUGCUAAUUUUAAAGCUGAGGGAUCAUACUAAAUAGUGGUUAUCACUAAAUGUCAUUUUGGCAAUUAUUUUUGGAAAAACUCCAUAUAUUUUCCAUAAAAUUUCAUAUUUCUAUUUUGAUUAAUUACCAAUAUGUUAAUUUGAAAUACUUCAGAUUUUUGUCAAAACACAUAUAUCAAAAAGAAUUUUGAUUUUCCUUCACACAUACAGGUUAUAAUGAGAAAAUAGUGAUUUUCACUUAUUUUUGGGAAAAAAAUCACAAAAAAUGCUAUCUUGUUAACCAUUUGUCAUAGAGAGCUAAAUUAUGUAUCAAACUGAUGGCAAAAGACAUGUUUAUAUUCAACAUAAUGGAAGUUUUAGGGGUGUGUUCGGACGAAAACGGGAAAAAAAUUACAUAGGGUUUUUACCGGUAUUGUAUCCACAGGUGGUUUGUGCAGAACUCACCUUUCAGAAAAACCAUUCUCGGACGUAAAACCUGAGGUAUUAUGCAAAUGAUGAGUUUCUAUCAAUUAGUUUCCCUGGACCCUUGCGUCACUUCACACUUUAAUUAAGAAAUGGACUUUGGCGUUGGCCCACUGCAUUAUGUUGUUUUCUCAAAAUCAUGUAAUGAAAUUACCGCAGCUACGACAAUAAUAAAGCAUACAUUGCAAACUCCCAAUAAAUCGCAGAUGUGCAUUUUGGGCAUAUGAA